Molecule: messenger RNA, 3012 nt
Organism: Penicillium lagena
Lineage: Eukaryota; Fungi; Ascomycota; Eurotiomycetes; Eurotiales; Aspergillaceae
Exons: 4
Coding region: 1-3012 (1003 amino acids)
Biological process (GO): post-transcriptional regulation of gene expression
Cellular component (GO): cytoplasm
Molecular function (GO): mRNA binding
Source: RefSeq, a predicted model, not a curated record
AUGGCCUUCAAGAACGGGCUGAGUGAACGCCUCGACGAGCUGCGCUUCCCGUCUCCUCGAUCUCCGCCCUCGGAGUCGACCUUCCCCGGCUACACCUCGCUCUCACCGGGCCAUUCGAAUAUCGUGUCGCCUUUUUCGCGGCCAUCGGGCGAUGUGCGUGCCAAUUUGCAGCGGCGCUUCACCACGGACUCGAGUAAAUUUUCCUCGCCAUGGAAUUCACUGAACCAGGGAGCGCCUCAGAUGCCGGAUCCGCUGGACCUGUUGUCUUCGUUCGAAAAGAAGCGUCAGCACAUCGAGUACAUGCGUGAGCAGAAGCGACGCUUCGAAGAAGACAUGAAACUGCUGGACAUGCAGCAUGAGAAAGAGAAGCAGGAGAUGGACCAGCUGGCCCGGGACCUCGCCAAGGCUGGUGUGUCUGGGCCCGUCAGCGAGCCCACCACCCCGCCGGAGUAUCGCGAGAGCGCCGUGUCCAGUGCCUUUUCGCGGCCCUCCCGCUUCUCGACCUCCAGCGUGACCUCGUCUCCCGGCUUCUUCAACGCCUUUGCUUCGUCGCAACUGACGUCGCCCCAAGCUUCUUCCCACACCACUCACCACUCGGUGGAUCGUUUCGCGGGUCACUCACUUCCUGGCUCGCGGCGCAACUCAGAGAAGGAGGAUUUUAUCCCGGAAACGGUUGCAAGCUUCCGCCCAGGACCGUCCAUCCACCGCUACUCGCUGCCUUCCAACAACUACAAUAACCAGCUGCGCCAUAAUGUGCCUGGUUUCAACAUGACCUCUGCUGCCGACUCGUUCGCUGCGACCAAGUAUCUCUUUCAUAAUGACGACGACAAGUCCCCUUUGAAGGACGAGGAUCGCAUGCCCACCCCGGACAUCAAGAGUUACAUCAAGUUGACAGAGCCGGAUGACAAGUUCCCCACUCUUUUGCGUCGUGGUGGUUCGAAUCUGCUUUCUGCAAACCCGGAUGCUUUGGAUCUGGCCAACUCUCGUACUCCUGGCCCCGACGCGUACAACUCCCACAAUCGGCACCGGCUCUCUCAUCAGAGUAUGCCGCAGAAUGUGCCGGGGAUUAUGCGUGUGGAUCAGCUGGGCAGCCCGACCGCAGAAGACCAUGGCAAUGCGCACACCUCGCGUCACACUGCUCGCCACUCUCUGGAGGGAAGUCUGGUGUACAACAAUGAUCGUGGCAACGACGCCAUCACCUCUGGGCCCUCGACCCGUCCCACCUCGCUGCAGUCUUCUUACUCAACCAACGAUCUUCCUACGGUGAAGGGUAGUAGCUUCAACAACGCGAUCACUCCUCCCAAGACACACGCUGAGCACAUCCACCAACACAAUGCCAGCAUGGGACGCAUUCCCGCCGGCGCCGUCAACAGUCGCCAGCGGAAGGAGUCACCCGAGGCCGACGAGACCGCUCUUCAGAGCCCGAACUCGCCGCAGUCCAUUCUCCAGGCGAGUGCCGCACCGUUCGGUCCCCAGUUGACCUCGUCGGCUACUUCCAAUGGCGGCCUCACUGGUUCUGUUGGCCCAUCUGGACUGCCCCCAUUCCAAGCCCCCAUCUACGGCUAUGGAAUUCCGUAUGUCGGACCUCCUGGUCAGCUGAACAACCAGAUUCCGGGUUUCCCAACCGCGGGUGCCUACGGCGGAUACCCUAACUACAACGGCGGAUAUCGUUUCACUGAGGGUGUGGGCCGUGGUGCUGCUCCCCAGCGUCGCCAGGGUGAGAGCGAUUCCACGCAACUCACUCGCUUCGCCAACUACCCUCUGGAGCAUUACAAGGGCGAACUGUACACUCUGUGUAAGGACCAGCACGGGUGCCGCUAUCUGCAGCGCAAACUGGAGGAGCGCACCCCGGAGCAUGUGCAGCUGAUCUUUAGCGAAACUUAUAUGCACGUCAUCGAGCUUAUGACAGAUCCAUUUGGCAACUACCUGUGCCAGAAGCUCCUUGAGUACUCGAACGACGAACAGCGCACGGCUCUUAUUGAUCAUGCUGCUCCCCAGCUGGUCAAGAUUGCUCUCAACCAGCACGGAACUCGGGCUCUGCAGAAGAUGAUCGAAUUCAUCUCGACUGCGGAGCAGAUCCAGACUGUCAUCCGCGCGCUCGAGCACCAUGUUGUGGAGCUGGUCCAGGACCUGAAUGGCAACCAUGUCAUCCAGAAAUGCCUCAAUCGUCUGUCGCCAGAAGAUGCUGAGUUCAUCUACCAGGCCGUUGGCGCCAACUGCGUCGUCGUCGGCACUCAUCGCCAUGGAUGCUGCGUUCUUCAGCGCUGCAUUGACCAUGCUUCGGGUGCUCAGAAGGCUCAUCUCAUUGCGCAAAUCACGGCGAACUCCUUUGCCCUGGUCCAGGAUCCCUUUGGCAACUACGUCGUGCAGUACAUCUUGGAUCUUGCCGAGCCUCACUUCACCAACCCGCUCUGCCAGACGUUUGGAGGCAACAUUUCGUCGUUGUCCAAGCAGAAAUUCAGCUCGAAUGUGAUCGAGAAAUGUCUGCGCACUGCUGAUCCUCUUAUCCGACGUGAGAUGAUCGAUGAGAUGCUGUCUGGCAACGAGCUGGAGAAGAUGCUGCGCGAUUCCUUUGCCAAUUACGUCGUGCAGACUGCCAUGGACUUUGCGGAUCCGGACACUCGUAACCGAAUCGUGGAAUCCGUUCGCCCGAUCCUCCCUUCGAUCCGUCAGACCCCGCAUGGGCGUCGCAUCGCCGGCAAGAUGAUGGCUUCUGAGAACUCCGGCAGGGGAAGCGCCACGACCAGUGGCCAGGCCACACCGAACGAGGUCCACACCACGCAGAUUUCAGGAUCGAUGCUCCAGAAGAACUUUGUGUACCAACAGCCAGGCGCUCCGGCCUCCAACGUUCCCAAUGGAUUCGGCCAGAACUUUAUUCCCGCUUCCUCGACCAGCUCCGCCUCCAACACACCUUCCGGUGGAAACAGUGAGACCUCGUCGAUCUUUAGCCCGUCCGCCACUCAGCCGACCACCAACCUCGGAGCGCAGAGCCAGCUCUAUGCCUAUUUUUGA